Molecule: messenger RNA, 924 nt
Organism: Morchella importuna
Lineage: Eukaryota; Fungi; Ascomycota; Pezizomycetes; Pezizales; Morchellaceae
Exons: 6
Coding region: 1-924 (307 amino acids)
Molecular function (GO): protein binding
Source: RefSeq, a predicted model, not a curated record
AUGCUUCCCGCCAGCAGCCAACAGCAACAGCCUGCACAACCAGUCUAUGUGCUCAGAGGGCACUCAGCGCAAAUACAUUCCGUUGUCUUUACGAGAGAUAAUGAGAGAAUCAUAACUGCUGAUUCCGAUGGAUGGGUUGUUGUAUGGAACGUUGGCACCAGACGGCCAGUCGCGGUGUGGAAGGCUCAUGAGGGCACGGUUAUGAAAGUCAUGGGGCGGGAUGGGAAGAUUAUUACACACGGAAGAGAUAACAAAAUCCUCGUUUGGAAGUUAGGGACUCUUGAAGAUGAGUCUGGGAUGGAUACAGCUCUCCCAGUUGACCUAAGCGCAGGGCAUCGUCGAAGCCCGUGGCUCUUGAGCGCGUUAGAUGUUAACGCACUUAAUUUCUGUGGCUUUGCAAUGUGCGAAGAUCGUGCGGAUUCAAACACCCCAGAGACAUGGGAGAAGAACCUAUUGAUAGCUAUACCUAGCGCACUUAACUCUGACUCGGUUGAUAUUAUGAGACUACCAACGAAGGAGAGAGUCUAUGCUGGGAUUAGGACGGAAGAAGUCAAGACAGGCAUGGCUAUGAGCCUCGAACUUUUAUACUGUGGGGAUACUCUUACCCUUGUUGCAGCUUAUGAAAGUGGACAUGCAGCGGUAUAUAAGUUCAAAGAGGGGUUAUGGGGUAAUAUUUACUUGAACAAAUCACACUCACAACCUAUUCUCUCCCUCUGCGUAUCUCCGUUUCCAGAAGCUGAACCAUAUUUCCUCACCUCCUCUGCCGAUGCCGCCAUCGUAAAACACCCCCUAAACGCUCUCAUGCCCAAUUCUGAUCCAGUAAAAACCAUAAAUACGAAGCAUUCAGGGCAGCAAUCUAUCUCCAUCCGCUCAGAUGGAGCUUGCUGUGUUGAAGUGGCAUCAGGAAGGGUGCUAUUCGGUUGA